Molecule: messenger RNA, 926 nt
Organism: Anarrhichthys ocellatus (wolf-eel)
Lineage: Eukaryota; Metazoa; Chordata; Actinopteri; Perciformes; Anarhichadidae
Product: ras-associated and pleckstrin homology domains-containing protein 1-like
Exons: 2
Coding region: 133-432 (99 amino acids)
Cellular component (GO): cytosol; plasma membrane
Source: RefSeq, a predicted model, not a curated record
CAUGCUUUGCCUGUGUGUGUGUGUGUGUGUGUGUGUGUCUGUGUGUGUGUGUGUGUGCGCGCUCUGUAGAGUCUGGAUGAUGGCAAGCCUCAGAAACCGCUGCAGAAGCCUCCUCUCAGGCAGGAGACGAACAUGGCCAACUUCUCCUACCGCUUCUCCAUGUAUAACAUAAACGAGGCGUUGAACCAGGGCGACACAGUGGACCUGGACGCCCUGAUGGCUGACCUGUGCACCAUUGAACAGGAGCUCGAUACCAUUUCCAAACCAAACUCGGCCUCUCGCGGCCAGAACAAAGGCCAGCAGCGGGCCCCUGGGGGCCGCAGUGCCAGCACCAAGCACACAGGCACCAGCGGAGGAGGAAGCAGCGGAGGUAGUCCCGCUCAACCAUUUGCAUUUACAGUGGAGCUUCAUGUAUUAUUUGAGCAACAAUAGAAAUCAUUACUCCACUCCUAAAACUGUAUAUAAUCAUUGUAAGCAAAUGAUGCCAAACUCUUUUACAUAGCGCCACACAUUGCUGGGCUCGGAUAAUGUUUGGACUCUGAAGCACAAUAGAGGGAUGCUUCAUGGACUAAAACAGGAAGAUGUCACUCUUCUUCUGGUGCUGAAGAAUGUGAAAGAAAAUCUCUUCAAACAUGUUUUUCCUUUUUACCGAAGCCAUAUCAAACGAAUGCAGAGUAAUGAUGUAGUGGAGGAAAGGGGGAACAAUUAGCAGCAUCCUGUUUGCAGCAGGGAAAUGUAGUCUUUAACACAAGCUACGACUACACUGGUAUAAUAUAAAUGCAGCCAGUCGUUUUUACUGUUGUCUCAUUUAGUUAAUAAUCGUAGAAGUGUUUCCUAACAAUCUCACCUAAUAUAUGUUGUUAUUCAGUGUGGCUUUGUGGCACAAGGCAGUAAAACUGCCUGUGCCAAAGCACACUGUAUAUUAU